UGCCGGAAACUCACAAUGUCCUCAGCAAGGCUCUGGUACUUAGUAUGUGUUGCCAUCUGCACAAGCGUUUUCCUGUUCCUUGCAUUGUCCAUGGAGGGAUCUAUAAAACAGCAACAGGUCCUUGACAACUCGUCUUCAGGCUCAUCAUUCCGAUCCUAUCCAUUAAACUUCAGUGGUGAAUCUCUGGACAGUACUCAUUCCACGACAGCUAUUGAUGAAGAAUAUCUACAUCAAUAUAACCCUCAUCGGAAAAAAACCAACGCAGUGUUUCUGAAAGUGCACAAAGCCGGAAGUACUACAGUUAUGAAUAUAUUCCUACGCUUCGGAAUGGCAAAUAAAUUGAAUAUAGUCCUACCCAAUAAAGAGGAUGGAUACGGCUUUAAUUAUCUCGGACAUGGGAAGACAGUGGACAAAAAUACUGUUGUGCCUAUCCCCCAUAACGAAACAUACAACAUUCUUUGUAAUCACGUCGUCUACAAUCGCCAGGCGUUCCGCGAUAUCAUGCCAAAUGAUACCGUUUAUGUCGGGAUAAUUCGGGAGCCCCAAUCACACUUCCUGUCUGCCUCAUUCUACUAUCGCUUUAUUGACAGUAUACAAAAAGUGUCCGGUUUGUCCAACCGAUCAGCGCCAGCUGAGGCGAUACAUCAAUACUUCUCGCACCAAGACAGAUAUCAUCAUAUACGGACGCUGUUCGUGAGGAAUAGAAUGUCCUACGAUUUUGGUCUCCCUCCGUCCCGUUUUCACGACAACGUUUCUGUAGAAAAUUUCAUCGCUGAUGUAGCUGGUGACUUCAAGUUAGUGAUGGUAAUGGAAUAUUUUGCCGAGUCCCUUGUUCUCUUGAAGCGGUAUUUGGGAUGGGGAUUGGACGAUAUUCUGUACGUCCCCUUAAAUAUCAACAACAGCAAAUCCAAAAAACACGUCAGUCUGCUUCCAGCCGACGUGACCAAACUUAAACAAUGGAACUAUGCGGAUUUCCGGCUGUACGAUUUUUUCAAAACACGAUUUCUAGCUCAGGUAGAAGCAGAAGAUGUUCUGUUUCAUAAAGAAGUUAAACAUUUUAAAACUGUUCAACUUCAUGUGCAAAACUUCUGUUCUGAUUUACGUGACCGAAGAUAUUUGACAAUACAUGCUUCUCCAUGGAAUGAAAAAUUUAACAUUACGCCAGAUCACUGCAAGAUAAUGACAAUGUCGGAAAUCCCAUUAGUUAAAAUGCUAAUACGCCGUGCAAAGCAUAAAUACCAGAAAUACGAAGAUGUCACUCCCAAAGAUGUAUUGAGUGGGACAAGACAAAUAAUGGAGUUCGGUCAAAUUAUUUUGUCAUCUGAAAAACAGAUGUAUGAUAAACAGAAAAUUUUUCUGGUGCUAAACUGUCUAAUAUAUUGUACUGGAGAGUUGGAAGAUGGGCUAAAAACAUAUUGUACUGGACAGUUAGAAGAUGAACUAAAGCAUAUUGUACUGGACAGUUGGAAGUUAAAGGAAAAACGUAUUGUACUGGAAAGUUGGAAGUUAAAGGAAAAACAUAUUGUACUGGAAAGUUGGAAGUUAAAGGAAAAACAUAUUGUACUGGAAAGUUGGAAGUUAAAGGAAAAACAUAUUGUACUGGACAGUUAG
This is a messenger RNA of Ylistrum balloti, 1611 nucleotides long. RefSeq names its product galactose-3-O-sulfotransferase 2-like. Gene Ontology annotation, biological process: glycolipid biosynthetic process. Gene Ontology annotation, molecular function: galactosylceramide sulfotransferase activity. Gene Ontology annotation, cellular component: membrane. NCBI's taxonomy places the organism in Eukaryota, Metazoa, Mollusca, Bivalvia, Pectinida, Pectinidae. The transcript has 3 exons. The record is from RefSeq and is a predicted model, not a curated record. Bases 16 to 1611 code for a protein of 531 amino acids.